AAGCAGCUUCUAUAGUGUGUGACUCACACAUUUAUACAUACCAUAGCAUCUCAUUCUCAGCUGAUGAUGCAAACCAGACGUGCUAUCAACAAUAUGGUGGUCAUUCAUUGUCUACAGACGGGCAGGAACUCAGCUGUGCCUCACAACUGUUGGACGCAUCGCAAGUCUUGAGUAAUAACAACGUCAGCUACAUACCGGUAUACACCAACGCCACUGAUGGGUCUCAUUGUACUACCUACCAACCAUCAACCAACACAGUAGGUCAAGACUCCUGCACCAAAGCACGUCCAACAAUCUGUGUCUCUUUCUACUGCAACGACAGCAUGAACUUGGUAGCAGCACGUAAUGAAGACCGGUGUAUGUGUAGACCUGGUUAUAUCAGGACAUCCGCACACAGAUGUGAAUCCAUUGUCGACAUGCUAAAUAUAAACGUUACUGGCGAAGGGCUUGGGAGUUCAAACGUCACUGUUUUCAGCUUGAUUGAUUCAGAGUGGAGGGUGCACAGUGUGUACACACAGAAUACACUUUACCUGCUGGCUAAUCUCUCCUUACCUGAAGGGAGAUUUGCUAUCAGAUCUGCUGAGCGGAUCAUCUACACGUUUUCCGAAUCUAUUCAGGAAGCUGACACUGUUGCAGCAGAGCUGGCCAAGAAUCCCUCCCAAUUCCUCACCGUGAAUGCCAGCUCGAAUAAUAACGUUAUCCUGGUGCCCACAGCCCAUCUGCGCAGCUACCUGGUCAACUUAAGAGUUUGGUUUCGGCCGUACAAAGUCGAAUGCGUUGACAUUCCUGGUACAAGCCAGUCAGACACCUGUAGUUACAGUUUGUUUGUGGAGACACUCCCGUUCAAGGAUGGCCUGUACGAGUUUGCCUUGUCUCCACACAACUCUACAGUACCUGUUCUAUACAGAGUUCACCCAAGACAGACUACCAUUGUAACUCUGAUGCCCAGCAUGCCAGGUAACAGUGAUCGUAGUAGUGGCAUCACAGACACAAGUACAUCCAUCAACUCUACGCCAUCGGCCCGCUGUGAGAAUGGUACUGAUUCUACAAUAACUACAUCCCGGGUGAAGAAGGCGAUCAUUUAUUCCACUCUCUUAACAGCACUGUUAAUGACGGAGAUCUUUGCAGCCAUCACACUGAUAUACAUAACAUACCAGGCAAGAAGCUAGGUCUUUUUUCCUGUCGCAAUUCCUGCACUUUUGUUCUCUUUUUCUUUAUAUCCCCUUUUGCACAGUACUUCAUAAUAGUCACAAAUGUAAGAGUACUCCGUAAAUCUUUUGUUGUUUCAGUUGGUCUCAUUGCGAUUGUCAUAUUAUGGUAUAAAGUGAUAAGAUAAGUUGCUAAAAUAUCGCAUGUACUUCAUCAAUGGUAGUCCACGUCUCUUCAAAUUGAUAUGCAGAACAUUGUGCCUAUUGAUACAUUGAUACGUUCAUAGGAUAAUUUUAUUUCAUUUUAUAAAGUUUUGAUGUAAAGUGUAUUCCGGCUUCGGUUUGAAAAUCUUUAUUUUACAUUGCAUUUUCCUACCAUGGCUGGUUAUCGCCCUCAUCUCUGGGGUUGCUCCCCACAUUAGCAAUGCAUGCACAUGCUACGAGAUUGAGUUUAAUAAUAGGGAGGUUCUGCUCUACGUUUUGGGAACGCGACGCAAAGAAUCACGCGAACUCUCUUCGCGUUCCCGUAACGUAAAGAAAUGCUGUUCUGCUCUACGUUUCAUCUAGAGAAGUCACGUGGAAUGUGUACUGGGAAUUUUCCCUUUCAUAUUUGGCAGUUUUCUGCAUGCAGUUGAUCGAUACCCAGCAAAUCCGUACGCAUUUUCUCUGCGUGUGCCACAACGACGUUACGUUGAGAACCCCAUCUCCGCGUAGAAAUCUGGAGCCAAAACACGCGAAGCCGUAGACUCUAACCCAGACACCUGCUCUCUACGUGAUUUCUCUACGUUUCACGUAUAGCAGAACCUCGGCAAUUAGAAUAAUUCCUGAUUUCUUCUCCAGUGUACGUUGCACUGCAUUUUAAUCCAUUGCUGCUUGUAUCACAUAAUGUUGUUUAAAAAUACAUUGCAUCUGCGACGUAGGCAGUAGGUCUACGCCUCAACCAUCCAUGCUCACUUUAGCUACAGGAUGGUGCAAGACUGCAGGUUGUUCAUUUUGAAAUUUCUCCGUUUUGCAUGUUGUUUUGAUACAUGCAUGCUCUUUUGUACUUGUUUGUAAUUGUGAAUACUAUGCAUGGUGGAGUCAAGACCAGCAAACCAUUGAUUCAUGCUGCGAAUUCAA
This is a messenger RNA of Sycon ciliatum, 2267 nucleotides long. RefSeq lists its product as uncharacterized. NCBI's taxonomy places the organism in Eukaryota, Metazoa, Porifera, Calcarea, Leucosolenida, Sycettidae. The transcript is spliced from 5 exons. The coding region runs from base 324 to 1169 and encodes 281 amino acids. The record is from RefSeq and is a predicted model, not a curated record.